Messenger RNA from Osmerus eperlanus (European smelt), 2271 nucleotides. It is a transcript of the gene gabpa, whose product is annotated as GA binding protein transcription factor subunit alpha. Bases 166 to 1488 code for a protein of 440 amino acids. The transcript is spliced from 10 exons. NCBI's taxonomy places the organism in Eukaryota, Metazoa, Chordata, Actinopteri, Osmeriformes, Osmeridae. Gene Ontology annotation, biological process: cell differentiation; regulation of transcription by RNA polymerase II. Gene Ontology annotation, molecular function: sequence-specific DNA binding; DNA-binding transcription factor activity, RNA polymerase II-specific. Gene Ontology annotation, cellular component: nucleus. The record is from RefSeq and is a predicted model, not a curated record.
GUCUCCAAAACUAGUCCCCGCCCCUUCUCUUGUUGACCAAAAACUUGCAUGAAUUCGAUUUGAAGGCAGGCCUUCUUGCUACCCAACGGGACUCGUACGAAGUACAGAAUCUUGGAGGUUUGAAAACAAAAUCAAAGGAGGUAACUCUUGGGAGGGAGCUCAACCAUGUCUAAAAGUGAGACAGAGGAGAUGAUAGAGAUUGAGAUCGAUGGACAGGAGAAACAGGGAUGUCUGGAGGAAGGGGUGGAAGAAACAACCAUCACAUCGGCCGACUUGAUCCAGCAGGACAUUGACAUCAACGAGCCAAUUGGCAACCUGAAAAAGCUUCUAGAACCCCGUAUCCAGGUGUCUCUGGACGGCUAUGACAUCUGUCUGCAGGACAUGCAGCUACAUCCUGACCAGAGCCUGUUUGACCAGGGAGUAAAGACAGAUGGCACAGUGCAGCUCAGCCUACAUAUCGUCACAAAGCCAGGCGAGGAGAAGCUCAACAUCCUGGAGAUCGUGAAGCCGGUGGAGACAGUGGAGGUGGUUAUCGACCCCGACGCGGCAGGGGAGGAGGGGACUCUGGUGGAGGAGGGUCAGCUGAUCGCCAUGGAACGCUCCACCCUGGCGGAUGACACCUCGGAGCAGGUUACCCGCUGGGCGGCCGCCCUGGAAGGCUACCGCAAGGAGCAGGUCCGUCUGGGCAUCCCCUAUGACCCAGUGCAGUGGACAGCAGACCAGGUUAUCCACUGGGCUGUGUGGGUGAUGAAGGAGUUCAACAUUGAUGAGAUGGAGGUAGGAGGGAUUCACAUCCAAGGUCGUGACCUCUGCUCCUUCAACCAGGAAGAGUUCUUGCAGAGGGUCCCCAGUGGAGAGAUCCUAUGGAGCCACUUGGAACUGCUGCGCAAAUAUGUAUUGGCCAGUCAAGACCAAUCUGGCGAGGCCACGGUCACCAUUGACCAACCGGUCCAGAUCAUCCCAGCCCCGGUGGCCACGCCCACCACCAUCAAGGUCAUGAAGCAGAGCCGUGGUGCCAGAACCCCACGCAUCUCAGGGGGGGAGGAACGCAGCUCACCUGGCAACCGCACGGGUAACAACGGUCAGAUCCAGCUCUGGCAGUUCCUGCUGGAGCUGCUGACGGAUAAGGACGCCCGGGAUUGCAUCUCCUGGGUGGGCGAGGAGGGCGAGUUCAAGCUGAACCAGCCUGAACUGGUGGCCCAGAAGUGGGGCCAGCGCAAGAACAAGCCCACCAUGAACUACGAGAAACUCAGUCGAGCACUCAGGUAUUACUAUGAUGGGGACAUGAUCAGCAAGGUGCAGGGCAAGCGCUUUGUCUACAAGUUUGUGUGCGACCUGAGGACUCUCAUAGGCUACAGCGCCGCCGAUCUCAACACCCUGGUCACAGAGUGCGAGCAGAAGAAGCUGGCACGCAUGCAACUGCAUGGGAUUGGUCAGCCCAUCACCACAGUAACGCUGGCCACAACCGCAUUGGAUAAGGACAGCUGAGGGUCGGGGGUCAUUUUUGGAUCUCUCCGAAAUCAACAUUUGAUGCCAGUGAAGAUCUGUGGAAACCUAAUGGGUGGAAAGGGUGGGAUUGUAGCUGCAAUUUAGCUGGUUGAAACUGUCACCCCUGGCUUUACCUUUCCAACCUGCUCAGAUCUCCAAAGGGGCAUGGGGUUGAUUUGGGAUGGGACCUGAGAGAAGUUGUCCUUGAGACUGAUUUAAGAUCAGUUUUCCGUACCCCAAUCAUAGCCUUUGCCGUGAGGGGUGAACAUUAAACAGACCCUCCGGACCUGCUUCCCGACACAGAUUAAGCCUGUUCUAGAACUGAAGUCCUUCCAGUGGAGACCGGCCACUGUUCUAGUCUAGGACCAGGCCUAACCUGGGGAACCUGCCCUAAAUAAUCAGUGUCUAUGGCCAACUUUGGGGGCAGGGGCGCUGUUUCUUUUUUUAUUUUCAUUUGAUUCUAACCAGGGAGAGAUGCUUUCUUUGAGUGCGUAUGGUCGCGUGAAAUGAUUGAGACCCGAAGUCUCUUGUGUGUGCAUAUGUCUGUUUAAGAGACAACAUUUGUGAACGUAUAUGCGCUUCGCAUCAUUGGUUCCUUCUUGUAGUUAAGUGGGGUUACCAUUGUAUAUACCGCUUAUCUAUGUUUUUGAUAGCCUCAAAGGGCAGUGUAUUUUCAUAUUUUCAAUUUCUAAAGGAUCUGUUUUGUAUUUUAUUUAGUGUCUCUUGAGCUGGGCCUUUUCUGUCCAGCAGGGGGAGUAAUAAAGUGGCAAAUGUUCCUAUGAA